Molecule: messenger RNA, 5383 nt
Organism: Anopheles aquasalis
Lineage: Eukaryota; Metazoa; Arthropoda; Insecta; Diptera; Culicidae
Molecular function (GO): calcium ion binding
Source: RefSeq, a predicted model, not a curated record
GAAUUCCACAGAGAGAACCACCUGUGCCCGCAUUGACUCGCGGUUGCGGUGCAAAAGUGUGCCGAGUCACGCGUCAAUCCGUCCUCACGAACCAGUGAAAGUGAAUGUACACGUUCGAGUGUGAUCUCGCUGGCAAAACAGCAGAAAAAGAAGAAGCAGCAUCGGCUAAGAAACAACUCCCAAGCCGAUCCCUCGUGCAGAAUUGAAAGCAAAGGAAGGGAUCAUAAUUUGCGGUUUUCUUUUUUUUUUUUUUUGUUUGCCAAAAAUCCCCAUCCGACCAGUGACACGCGGGGUUCGUCGCUUCCUGCCCUGAACCAAGUCUUUCGUUCUCGCUCGAAAACGAAAUCUCUCCAGCAUUAUUUUCUCGUAGCGCGCGAGCAGUGACCAAGCAGAACAAGAGGGAGAGAGAGAGAGAGGUUGAGAACGAAGAGAGGUGCUUGGUGUGCGAUCGACAGAGAGAGAGAGAGAGAGUGAGAGAAGACGAGAAGGGGAGAGAGAGAAUAUCUUGGAAGUAAAAGUGAAAAGCGCGUCACGGUGUGUCGUUCCGCGGAGUGUUUCUUGGAAUUCCGGAUCGCGUUCCGCCCUCAGGGGUUCGCGCACACACGCGUGCAACCCAGGAACAGCAGCAUCCCGGGGUCGGCCUCGGGCUCAUUACCGAGCGGCAGCGGCUGGGCAGCGGCAACCGCCCCAUCAUCAUCUAUUAACCGCAGGCGAACAGAGCGCUCCGAAGCAGACUGAAUGACUGAAGCAAACGGCGUCUUUUGAAAGAUGGUCGUCAGGAUCAAUGAUCUGAGCGACUUGGUGGCAACAAGCAGUCACAGCAUCUUGCAGCUUCCAGCAGUACGCAACGAAAAGUGUCGCAAAAGUAGAACGAACUAGUUUAUCCAUCAAAAGUGCAGAUAAAGAGAGUGCGAAAGAUCAGCAGCAUAGUGCAGUCAGUCAGAAGUACUUUGCUGUUUCAGCAGUACAGUCGAAUAGGUAACACUCAUAAAGAUACCGGUGCCAUGACGUUAACGAGGCACAGGCAUUGGCCGCACACGCUGCGCCAAUCGAUUCGAUCGCACCUCACCACCAGUAGCCUAGCAGUGUUCCUUCUCGUAGCGGCUGCCGUGUGUCUCAGCACGGCCGACGAGCGAACGAGCGGAUGUAGCUCCCCAAAAGACUGUCCCCUGGCCACCACCGAUGGCCAAAGCAAAUCGAAGCGCUCUGCGCUACCCAUCAUGAACGACUACACGCCCUACGGUGCCGGCAAGGACCUUCUGGUGGCUUUCAACACAAACAGUGUGCAGCAUGACGAUGGUCGAGGGCCACCGGGCAAAGGCCGCAGUGGCAAAGAUCUACUCGAUGAAUCAUACCAACGGACGAAGGAACUAGCACUAAACAUCUCCUCCGUCCAACGAGCGGUGCUCGCUUCCCAGCAAGCCCGAAUACAGGCCGCCCAAAACAACGGUGGCCGGCAGAACUCGAAUCCGGACAUUCAGGACAUCAUUACCGGGAUCGUGAAGUUGCUGAACGGGAACGUGAACGUCCAAGCUAAUCCCCAGCCAACGCGACGCCAUUCAGCGACACGAAUCAACAACCGAGGUCCACCGCGCAUAUCGGAAGCACAGCCACUACCGAAUGAAUACGAGGGAGAGCUGGGAGUGGGUCCACAGCCACCAUCCACGCAACAACAACAGCAACAGCAGCAGCAACCGUCACCAGGUUCACAAGGCCCUCGACCGGAUCAUCCGGUACGUCCAUUCCUAACCGGAGUCCCAAUCCCGGAACAGAUCGUUCCCUCAAUGCAGCACACCUACCGACCUGGUUUCGUGUCUCAGAAUCGACCACCGUGGCAGCGGCCAAAGCCUCGGCCACCAAUCUCACCAAACCGGCGCCCGAUCCCUCCGUACAAACCCUAUCCAACCAACGUCGACUAUCGACCGGAUGGUGUGGAGGGAAUGCCACCGCCACCACCAUCACCACCACUCACCAUUCCUACGACGAAUGGUGGUGAUCCGGGCAAUGCCAUCGAUAACGUGACGGAAAAGGUCAUUGAGGAUCCUCCGUACGAUGCACUGGCGUCCAGUGGAGGGUAUGGCAGCUAUCCAACAACUACUGCCACCGACAGUGAUGCUGAUGAGGAGUCAGCCGUUACAACUGAAUCGACGCUGGUACAACAGGACUCCAAGGAGUCGUCGAGCUCGAGUACGACGUCUACCACGACGGAGGUACAGUACACGAUCGAGUCGGCAACGAGUGCAGCGAGUGUGAUGCCUGCACCGGGAUCUUACGAUCCUGAAGUAGUGCCCAGUGUAUACGAGAUCAAUUCGAUCGAGUAUCUCCCAUCCAGUGGUGUACUAGAGGCCACAACGACCACUAGCACACCGACACUACAAGCUACCAGCAGCUCAAUUGAACCAUCGUCGAGUAGUAGCGAUGGAGAUCGCUAUGAAAUCACCGCUACUCCGACACUGGACACUAGCAGUACAUCACUGCGAACAACUCCGAACGAACGCACCACGACGGUGACCACGACUGAAGCAUCAACUUCCUCUUCAUCGAUUACUCCAACGACCACAACGAAACUACCAACGAAUGCGGGAGCAACGAAACCCUCAUCUCCUCCUCCAGAUUAUCGCUUCCAACCACGUCCCGGUUUGGUGUUAGAUGAUCCGGACUUUAAACCAGGCGGUGGUGGUGGUUCUGCCAGCGGUUCCUCCAGCAAUGCCAUCCGUACCCAAAACCUACCACCCUUCAGCAACCGCCCGGAGAUCUACACGGCACCCCCUCCCGGCAGUGCAAUCCCGGGCGGCGGUACCAACGCACGGCCCAACUAUGGCGAAAUCUUUGACGUCACCCUGUCGGCCAUCCAAGGACCGGGUGGUGGUUCCGGUGGUACCGGUUCACAGCAGACAAUCAAAAUCAAUCCGUACUACAAUCGGCCACCGGGGGGCGGCGGCGUGCAGGUACGGCCGGAUGAUGGCGAAGCCAGCAUCAUUCUGUCCGCCUCCGGUACCGAGGGUUUCGUGUCGAUCGACGGCAAACGCUCGUACAUCGAUCUGUUCGGUACGCAGACCGCAGACAAGAAGCAACCGCCAGUACCGACGGUGACCGCGGUCGGCCCACUCGUGCGACCAACGGAACGUCCAAGGCCCUCGAAAGUGCCAUCACCGUUGCAGCCAGGGAUCAUCGGAACGGGGUACGCGGUGCCAGAGACGGAAUCACCGGUUCAUGCCGCACCUAACGGAGGUUCACCGGGCCAUGGUGGUACCGGUGGCCAUCGUGUCGGUCCUGGUGGUCUGGUGCACAGUAAUCGACCCAAGUACCCGGGUGGUGCGGCUGCUGCUGCUGCUGCUGCUGGUUUGCCACCGGUACGUAUCGAUACCUGUAUCGUCGGUGAUGAUUCGACGUGUGAUCAGGCACAGAACGAACGGUGCCGGACGGAGAACGGUGUCUCGAGUUGUCACUGUCGGCCAGGGUAUGCCCGGCGGAAGCACCGGGAACCGUGCCGUCGAAUUGUUUCGCUCAUGCUGUCGAUGCGCGUGGACAAAAUCUACGAGCGGCGCAUCCACUGGGACCCGGCGUUGGCCGAUCGGAGCAGCGAAAAGCAUCAGCAGCUCAGCUACGAAGCGAUCCGUGCGAUGGACUCCGCCAUGUCGAUGACACCGUUCUCGGACGAGUUCCUCGAAGCGCGCGUCAACGGCAUCUACACGAUCAACCCUUCGUCCUCGGCUGCCCCAUCGGCCGGUGUCGUCUUCGUCAACUACACGGUGAAUUUGGACGAAAACGCGGAAACCCUACGACCGGCCCUAAGGUCCGACAUCCAGCGCCAUCUGCUCGGUGUGAUCCACCGGCGGAACAACAACAUCGGCAACUCGGCACUGUACGUCGAGGCACCGACCGGUGCCGUGUCGAGCGUACAGGACGUGGACGAGUGCACCUCGGAUGAGCUGAAUGACUGCGACGAGGAAGCACACUGCACGAACCUGUUCGGAACGUUCCGGUGCGAGUGUAACUACGGAUUUCGGGAUCCGUGGGCCGAUCAACCGCAACGGGCCGGCCGGGAGUGCCUGUCCUGCCCCGAGUCGUACUGUAACAACCGGGGUAGCUGUAGCUACGACAACGCCAACAAUCGGCAGGUGUGCAAGUGUCUCGGCAGUUUCUACGGAACGCAGUGUGAGAUCGAUGGUGAGGUGUUGGGUGUGGCGGUCGGUGCAUCCGUUGCCGCCGUCGUCAUCAUCGUGCUGACGCUCAUCUGUUUGGUCAUGUGGAGUCGCAAGUGGCAACGGGAGCACAAGAACGCGAUGGGUAGCCCGGUGUUUGGGUAUCUCGGCAAUGGGCAGGUGAAGACACCGGUCAUGGGCCAGGCACCGUACCAGGUGACGCUCGAGGAUCGCAUGCGGUGGGCACAGAUCGCGGACGUAAUGGCUCAAGCGAAUCAUUACGCGGUAAGCUACGAAGCCGAACCAGUCGGUGGAGGUCGACCAGCUUCCGCAAUGUACGGUUACCCGAACCUGCAGACCAUCGGUAGCAUGAACACGCUCUCGCUGCAUGGCACACUACCGAUGCACACCGGUACGCUGCCACCAGUUCCAUUGCCAAGAACGCUUGGACUUAAUCGAAAUGGAAUGCGAACGCUGGAAAAUUCGAGCUCCAGUGAGGAGGAAGAUCGUGCCGAUCUGCUGGGACGCAAUUUCAACGUGCCACGGCCCAAAAGUCGUAGCAAUGCGAGCGUUACGUCCGGUAUCUACUACGACGUCGACUACGCACCGACCGGUGCCGAGCAGCUGUACGGCGGUAGUACGCUCGGUGGCACGAUAGGCGCCGGGCUGGGCAGUUCCAUUGGUCAAGCCGGUGGUACGACCAAAUCGCAAAGCAGCAUACCAAUGAGCACGUACACUUCCAGCGGUCGACCCACUCAAUCUACGUACUACAAAUAGUAGGCCCCCGGGGCUGCAAGUGUAUUAACUCGAUAAUGGAUUUCUGUUACUCCUUCCCCUCGAUCAAAUGGCCACAAGGCGAGCGAGCGAGCGCGGAAGCAUUAUGCGCUUCCGAAUAAUCUGCUCCACGAGCGCAAGGCAACAAAUGGCAAGCGACAAGCGAAACAGCAAAGAUUGUGCAAAUGUAAAUAGUAGUAGAGCAAAAACGUACUUUGGUAGUCUGAUUUAUGUGUAUAGUGUAGCAGGUAGUACAGGGGGUGAGGCAAGCAGGUAACAUGCGGUGCCGAUAAGACAGAUAAGUGGUUGAUGUGAUUAGGAAAAAACUUUUCGAUGAUCGGAAAGAAGGAAGAAAAAGAUGUGUAAAAAUAAAACAACUGAAGUCCAUUGACCCAUUCCCAUUGAUGUGAUCCCAGCCCGCCCCCGGUGUGCGAGGACGCAUCCAACGAACGAGCGAACGAAUA